UCUCUCUCUCUCUCUCUCUGAUGUAGUUAAACUUUAUCUUGUCUGCAAUGCAUGGUUUGGUUUGGUUUGAUUGUCUUUCAUGAAGUGACGUGCCAGUUAUUUUAAAUUAACUUUUUACUUAAAAAAUGUUUCUUUAAACUUAAGAGAGAACCUUUGAAAGGAAGCAUGUGGAAUAUUCAGCAAGCCAAGUAGAUCAGGUAGACUUGAUCGACUGGUUUCUGGCUGUUUUCAGUAGGAUGGGUGUAGUACAGUGAGUCUUAUCUGUAGUCUAUUUAUCAGAGGGCAGGCUGUUCUCUCUAAGUGGGGAUUUCACCGCUGACCCUCUGCCAAUAUUGAUCUGUCUAAAACAAACAUGAAUCUCCAACCAAAACAUGACAUUGAAGUUUAGACUUUAAAUAUUAUCAGAUUUAUAUGUGAAAAUUUUUCAAGUGGAUAAGUGUACGUGUGCUCCACUACAGACCACAACAGAACAACCUGCUUAUGUAUAUAUUCUCUCUUACAGGAGUACCCGUGCUAUUCUUUAAACAAACACAGAGGAACCACCAGGUUCUAGACACAAACCUACACACAUAUUGACACAGGUACACACGUUCAGGCACAUACGCCCGUUCAUCCAGACAACAAAUAUGGACUGCUCCAUGGCCCUCCUGGUGUCCUCUCUGCUGGCACUGUUCAGCGUGGGGGCGGGAGCUUCACUCUCAUUGCAUGUAGUGAGAACCAAGGUCAAAGACCUGGCUCAAACCAUGGUGAUCAGGAUCAAAAAGGUAAUAUAUCUAUCUAUCUAUCUAUCUAUCUAUCUAUCUAUCUAUCUAUCUAUCUAUCUAUCUAUCUAUCUAUCUAUCUAUCUAUCUAUCUAUCUAUCUAUCUAUCUAUCUAUCUAUCUAUCUAUCUAUCUAUCUAUCUAUCUAUCUAUCUAUCUAUCUAUCUAUCUAUCUAUCUAUCAGUCAUCCAGUCAGUCAAUCAUUAGUGUACUGAUUUAUGCAGUCUUUAGCUUGUUGAUAAUUAAACUUUAAAAAACAGUGUGUACAUGAAUCGUAUUUAAUCACAUUUCUCUCUUCCUCCAGCUGGAUAUAUCUCCUAACCUAAUCGAGGGUGUGGACUCAUUUCUCCCUGCGGCUGCAGUAGAUCAGCCUAUAGAAGGCCUGCCUUCCAUAGUGGAGACCAUGGGGUUCUACCAGGACCUACUGCUCUUCCUAGACUCGGCAGACCUCAAACAGCUGGUGGAAGACGCCUCCACUAUGAGGGGUCUGCUGGAGAACUGGAUGAUGUCACACUGCUCAGGCCGCCAGCAGAAACAGACAGGAGAGGGAGGGCUGUCGGAGGCUCUGAAAGACACUACCAGGAAGUAUGGUCUGAGCGUGGGUCCAGUGGCGCUAAACAGACUCAAGGGCUACCUCGGUCGGUUACUGCUGAACCUGGAUCAGCUGAAUUACUGUUACUAAGGUUGAUCAUCACUGAGCAACUGAACUCAGAUCAGUUUGUGCCAUGCUGAACAACUGUUACUGACAAUGACUGUCACUGAGUAACUGAACUAUGAUCAACUCGUGAUCUGCUGAAAACCUAGAAUGAGUUGAAGCAAGACUGGACAGUGGGGUCAUGGUGUCUGAAGAUUCUCCAAGAUUUAGAUAAUCCUUUCUGACCACUGUCAACUAAGUUAUUAAGACAUUUUAUAUUGUAUUAUUUAGACAAGGACUGUAGCUUUAUUUAUAUUUAUUUCUAUGAAGAGAAAAAUAAGCAGCUUUAUUUUGUAGCAUUAUACACCCGUCAGUCAAUGGCACAGGAGGAAGUGUUUACUUAGCAUUAAAUCAGCUGUAAUGAAGAAUGUACACACACACACAUGUUGAAAAAUGCUGCCUGCUCCAGUGAGGACUAGACUGCCUGUGUGUAGUGAUGUCAUCAUACUCACAGAGAGGUUUUCCUGAAAGCUAAGACAGCCUCUGCCAGGAAACCAGAUGUUUUGAUGUUAGAGCAGUGACAGAGAGUGAAGGUGUGGGAGAGAGGGGGUGCAAGAUGGGUUCUCAAUGACAUUCCAAGAUGGGUUCUCAAUGACAACGUUACAGUGCAUUGAGAUAGAAAUGCAUUGUAUAGAACACAUAUGAUUGUCUGUCCGGAAGAGCAGGGAGUCAUGUCAGCUCUAUUUCAUUACAUUUCUAUCUACAACGUUCUGAAUAUGAUGCCUCACUGAACACAUCCCAACUCAUUAUCUUCUUGACAGUAUUAGCAUUUAUGUCAGCAGCAUACCACCAUGCAAAUCACUGCUGGCUUGCCAAUUAAGCUAAGCAGGGUUGGUUCUGGUAGGUCCCUGGAUGAGAGACCAGAUGCAGCUGGAAGUGGUGUUGGAGGGCCAGUAGGAGGUACUCUUUCCUCUGGUCUGAAAAAAGAUCCCAAUGCCCCAGGGCAGUGAUUGGGGACAUUGCCAUGUAUAGG
Molecule: messenger RNA, 2427 nt
Organism: Coregonus sp. 'balchen'
Lineage: Eukaryota; Metazoa; Chordata; Actinopteri; Salmoniformes; Salmonidae
Source: the annotation of a GenBank genome assembly